Messenger RNA from Vitis vinifera (wine grape), 762 nucleotides. Its product is annotated as secreted RxLR effector protein 161-like. The transcript has a single exon. The record is from RefSeq and is a predicted model, not a curated record. Lineage: Eukaryota; Viridiplantae; Streptophyta; Magnoliopsida; Vitales; Vitaceae. Bases 1 to 762 code for a protein of 253 amino acids.
AUGGACAAGUGCAAUCCAGUUCACAACCCUAUGGUUCCUAGAUUCAAGCUUACAAAAAAUGGAGAAGGAAUGAGGAUUGACAAUACUUUCUAUAAGAAGAUUGUGGGAAGUCUUAUGUAUUUGACUGCCACUCAAUCGGAUGUUAUGUUUGUGGUGAGUCUCAUCAGCAGAUUUAUGGACUGCCCUACCGAACUUCAUUUGCAAUUAGCAAAGAGACUACUAAGGUACUUGAAAGGUACCAUUGAUUUUGGUGUGUUCUACAAGAAGGAAGGAAAUGAGGAGUUGAUUGGCUACACAGAUAGUGAUUAUGCUAGGGAUUUAGACGAUAGGAAAAGCACUUCAAGUUAUGUGUUUAUGUUGGGCUUAGGAGCAUUGUCUUGGUCCUCAAAUAAACAACCUAUGGUCUCCUUGUCCACUACUGAAGCUGAGUUUAUUGCUACAACUUCAUGUGUAUGUCAAGCAAUAUGGUUAAGAAGGAUAUUGGAAGGUUUCAGUCAUGCUCAACAUGAUUCUACAACAGUUUAUUGUGAUAACAGUUCAACAUUCAAGCUUUCUAAGAAUCUAGUGAUGCAUGGUCGCUGCAAACACAUUGAUGUUUGUUUUCAUUUUCUUCGUGAGCUUACAAAAGAUGAAAUUGUAAAGAUGGUUCAUUGUCAUAUGCGGGAACAAGUUGCUAAUAUAAUGACUAAACCUCUAAAGCUUGAUGCAUUUUUGAAAAUACUUGAUUUGUUGGGUGUUUGUUUGGAUCAUGGAGUAAACUGA